Messenger RNA from Trypanosoma rangeli, 696 nucleotides. RefSeq names its product RWD domain containing 1. The transcript has a single exon. Gene Ontology annotation, biological process: cytoplasmic translation. Lineage: Eukaryota; Euglenozoa; Kinetoplastea; Trypanosomatida; Trypanosomatidae. The record is from RefSeq and is a predicted model, not a curated record. Bases 1 to 696 code for a protein of 231 amino acids. Gene Ontology annotation, molecular function: protein binding.
AUGCCGGCCACCGAGAUGCAGUCCAUGGAGAUGGACAUGGUGCAGGGCAUGUACGACACCUACGAACUUAGUAGUUUGGACCCACCGACGUACUCCGUCCUGCUUGCUCCCACCGCAGAUGACCCACCCGAGUUGCGCGUGACAAUUGUGUACGACUCCGAGGGGUACCCAGAGACGGCUGCCCCCACCGUACGCCUGGAGCACCACGCCAAGCAUCGUCGCAUGCAGAUCACAACCCUUGCCAAAGAGAUUGAGAAUCUCUGCGCGGAACAUAUCGGUAUGCAUAGCGUGAUUUCCGUCCUUCAGCGGGCCCAGGAAUACCUCACAGAGUACGCGGUGAGGGAAGAGAAUGCGGAACUGCAGCGACGCGGAGACGUGUUGGCAAAAGCCGCUGCCAGCGCAUCUACGGCGGCACCGGACCCCACGUUACGCAUCGGAACCGCCGUCACGUGCGAGCUGUUUGCGGAAUGGAGUGAAAAACACAUGGAGGAGAAGCAACGGGCGCGGAGUGUUAACGAAAAGAAGAGCACAAAACUAACGGGCCGGCAGCUGUGGGCGGGCGCCCUCAAGAACACCGACUGGGAUCUUUUUGACACCGACGAUGGCGACGGCCAGAACGUCGACUUCUACGCCUUGGCGGAUGGGGAAGGGGACGAGAUGGACUUUGAUUUAGAUGACACGGAAGAGGAGGGCUAA